CUUCAAUUCCGGCCAUAUGUGCUGUACUUGAACAACAUGUUUGGGUUACCGAGGUUCUUUGGAUUUAGAGGCAGACAGCUGAACCUGGCUAUCAGCUCGCUGGGCAGUCUUGAUUUCUUGCUUUUCGGAUAUGAUCAGGGUGUCACCGGUGGUCUGCUGGACCUCCCGUCCUUUAUCAAAUACUUCCCCGACAUCAAUGACAAAGCUGAGGGCAUCGACCAAGCUUUGAAAUCGCAGCGCAGUUUGAACCAGGGCAUUGCCGUCGCAUCUUACAAUUUGGGAUGCUUCUGUGGCUCCAUCUUGACUAUCUUUAUCGGAAAUCCACUCGGUCGACGAAAAACGAUCUUCCUCGGUUGUUGCACUAUGGCGACUGGGGCUUUGUUGCAAGCAACCGCGUUUCAUUUGCCACAUUUUAUUAUCGGUCGGAUUGUCACUGGUAUCGGGAAUGGUAUGAACACGAGUACGGUGCCCACAUGGCAGUCAGAGUCAGCCAAAGCCCAUGAUCGUGGUAAGCUGGUCAUGAUUGAGGGUAUGCUCAUCACUGGAGGCAUUACACUCAGUUACUGGAUCAAUUACGGAUUUUCGUUUAUCCCCAAUAGUGAGGUGGCAUGGCGUUUUCCACUCGCCUUCCAGAUUCUCUUCGCUGUAGUGAUUUUUAUCUCGAUUAUGAACCUGCCCGAAUCUCCGCGGUGGCUGGUGAUGCAGGGCCGCAACGAUGAGGCUUUGGAAAUCCUUGAAUACCUUAAUGAAAAGCCACGUGACGACCCCUAUAUUGUGAACGAGUUCAGAUCCAUUCAGGAGACCGUUAAGGAAAUGUCGAAGGGCUCUUACCGAAGUUUGUUCGAUAUGAGCGAGUACCGGGAAUUCCAUCGCGUGGCGCUCGCUUAUGUCAAUCAGAUGUUCCAGCAGAUAUCCGGCAUUAAUCUUAUCACGUACUAUGCUCCCUCUCUGUACAGCGAAAUUGGUCUGGGCGAAGGCAAUUUGCCAAAGUUGUUGGCCGCCUGCAACGGCACCGAAUACCUCAUGGCUGCAUUUAUCCCGAUCUUCAUCAUCGAAAAAGCUGGACGUCGGCCACUCAUGCUCUUUGGAGCUGCGGGCAUGUCUAUCUCCAUGGCUGUGCUGGCGGGUACCAACUACCGGUUGACACACCUCGGUGACAGCCAAGCCGGUAUUGGACAGGCCGUGUUCCUCUUCGUCUUCAACACCUUCUUUGCCAUCGGUUGGCUAGGAAUGACCUGGUUAUACCCGGCUGAGAUCGUCCCACUGCGAAUUCGUGCACCAACCAACGCACUAGCAACCAGCGCGAACUGGAUCUUCAACUUCAUGGUGGUUAUGAUUACACCGGUAUCAUUCACCAAUAUCGGUUACAAGACCUAUGUCAUUUUCGCUGUUAUAAAUGCAUUCAUGUUCCCCUGUGUGUAUUUCUUCUUCCCAGAAACACGCUACCGUUCCCUGGAAGAGAUGGACAACAUCUUCAAGAAGUCAACCAACGUUUUCAACGCGGUGACAAUCUCCAUCAAAGAACCUUACCGCUACGAUAAACACGGCCAGCUAAAGCCGGAGUACCUCGAAGAGGCUAUCCGUCGCGAAAGCGCUACGGUCCCGGCCAGCGGCAAGCCCUUCGAGAGCGACGACAGUACCACCGAAGUCAAGGCUUGAGCGAUACGGAGGAGAGGAAUAUAAUAGACGUCGAGUUGGCCGCAUGUAUAUCACUUAUACCCACCUCCCGAAUGUGGUUUCAUUUGGGUUGCCUCCUUUUUUCCCAAGUCAGUUUCGUUUCUAACACCCUGCUUUAUUGUUUUCUUGCCAUUCCUUUGAUUGCGUUGAGGCUACUGGAGACCUCUAGCUUGCGUACAAUGAUACUCCAACUCUGAUGAUAUCUUCAACGUACGGCCGGGAACACUGUUUCCUGCUAUCACGACUAGCUCCGUAGCCUUUAUUCCGAGGUUUAUAACCCUGUCUUUAUUUAUUGCAUAUAGCAACUCAUAACGGUGGCGCCGACCAAGGAGCAUCUGUGACAAGCCAAGUUCGACAUGGCGUAAAACAAGCAUAUUGCCAAGGGCAUAUCGCACUAUGUAUCAUCGAACAUAUUAGAAUUAACUGUCGCCAUGCUGCAAGCCAUACUCCUUCCCAUCACAGCCUAAGCCGGGACCAGGGGCCAUAGUGUCGG
Messenger RNA from Aspergillus caelatus, 2170 nucleotides. RefSeq names its product sugar porter family MFS transporter. Lineage: Eukaryota; Fungi; Ascomycota; Eurotiomycetes; Eurotiales; Aspergillaceae. Gene Ontology annotation, cellular component: membrane. Gene Ontology annotation, molecular function: carbohydrate:proton symporter activity. The coding region runs from base 37 to 1659 and encodes 540 amino acids. The transcript has 7 exons. Gene Ontology annotation, biological process: carbohydrate transport; transmembrane transport. The record is from RefSeq and is a predicted model, not a curated record.